This is a messenger RNA of Neltuma alba, 1567 nucleotides long. Its product is annotated as putative B3 domain-containing protein At5g58280. The record is from RefSeq and is a predicted model, not a curated record. NCBI's taxonomy places the organism in Eukaryota, Viridiplantae, Streptophyta, Magnoliopsida, Fabales, Fabaceae. The transcript has 8 exons. Gene Ontology annotation, molecular function: DNA binding. Bases 46 to 1116 code for a protein of 356 amino acids.
CACAGACUCUUCAACGUCCCAGCCUCAUCAUCUUCUUCUUCAUCGAUGGCAAAGGGUUGCGCCACCAACACAUAUGAAGAGGCUCGAAAGCAACGGCUUGAAGAAAACAGAAAAAGAUUCGAGGAUCUGGGGAUUUCAAAAAUUUCAAAGAAUUUAUCUGAACUCGUCACACCAGAGAAGAAGGCUCCCCCGCAACGUCGACCAAAACAAAAAUCAAAUAGUAAUGAUGUCGUGGAACCAAGACGCUCUUCUCGCGUGCGAAAUUCUGUUCCUUCAUAUCGUGAGGAGGUAUUCAUAGGUCUUCCACCUUUGCGGAAGAGGUCAAGGUCGUCUUCAUCAUGGGGAAGUUAUGUUGCAAGGCCACUAGAUGAAAUCAAAGAAGCCACAGAUGAAGAAAGAAAUCGUGCUUUCAUGGCCGCAGAAACACUUCUAAGCGAUUUACAGACUUCAAAUCCAGCAUUUAUUAAGUCAAUGGUCCGGUCUCAUGUUUAUAGUUGCUUUUGGCUGGGUCUCCCUAAUAGAUUUUGCCACGACCAUCUUCCUAAGACUACGUGUGACAUGAUUUUAGAGGAUGAAAAUGGCUCAGAAUUUGAGGCUGUUUUCCUUGGCAAUAGAACUGGGCUCAGCGGAGGGUGGAGAGGAUUUGCAUUGGAUCAUAAGUUGGAUGAUGGUGAUGCACUUGUUUUUGAAUUAGUUGAACCUACCAGAUUUAAGAUUUACAUUGUCAAAGCCUUUCCAGAAUCAGCUGAAGAUGGACAAGAGAUUUUGGAUGAACAAGUUGAUACUUGUGCAACCAAGAAGCACAAACCACAAUCAAACAAGACAAAAAUUCUUAAACAAGGUAUUGUGCAUGAAACUAAAGAAUCUGCAAAUUCUCAGGAAUACAUUGCAGAAAAUAAUGCAGACAAUGGAAUCGAGCCACAAGGGCUAAACACAACCAGGAAAACUAGGUUUUCUCAGAGAAAAUCUCAGAAAGAAUCUAAAGAUUGUAAACUGCUUCCUUCUGAUGGUUCUAUAAAGGAAGAAAACAUUGAACAAGGGAAAAAUUGUACUACUAAGAAAGCAACUUCUCAAGCAAACAAAACAAGGUCAAAACGUGGUACACGAAACAAAUGACUCAGGAACAGGUGUGAAGCUAGAAAGUAACACUAAAAUGAAGUCAACACAGAUGUGGCUGACCCUGGUAAAAUGGAAUUAGUUUAGCAUGUUGGCAGUGAGUUAAAGUACUACAAAGUACAACCAGUUGAAGCAGGCAAAUUGGGUUGUACUAAACCCAACUAAACAACCUGUUUGUAAGUUCCUCAGAAAGAAGCCAUAGCCCUAGAGAGUAUAAUGGAGGCCCAAAUUUUGUGUAAUGAAAUGCAGAUAUAUGGAUGAAGCAUCGGUAGACAUAGGUAGGGAAGUAGUCAUUAUUUUGUGUUGACUGAUAUAAUUUAAAGAAAGCUUUGUAUGUUUUGUUGGUAACGUGCACUACUUCCUUCUAUUCUGUUUUUCCUUUUCCAAUGUUGGCAGUCUUUGUUUUCUUAUACUCUGUUGCAAUUUUCUUUUCUUUUUUGUCUAAAUAACA